Molecule: messenger RNA, 423 nt
Organism: Paramecium sonneborni
Lineage: Eukaryota; Ciliophora; Oligohymenophorea; Peniculida; Parameciidae
Source: the annotation of a GenBank genome assembly
GAAAACCUUUAUAUUACACAAAUAACGUAGAGAUGGAAGAUUAUUUAAUUGUUACAUAAAUGAAAAUACUAAACUUUUAUAACUAAAUAUUGGAUUAAUUAUCAAAUUUUGAACAUAUAUUAGCUGAAACCAAUACCUGAUUUACCACCUGAAUUAACUCAUGAGGAGAGUUAAAAUAUAUAGGAACAAAUAGCUUAUUACAAAGAUAUCUCUGGAAUCACCCAUCUAUAUUUUAGAAAAUUUAAAUGGAAUAAUUUAUGUAAAAGAUGGAAUUCCUUAAUAUUCUCAUCAAAAACAAAAAGUUAAUAAACCCCCUUAACAAAUGUCGCCAAGUAAUUCCUAAUAGAGCUCAGUUCAGGCCUUUAGAAAUGAUGAGCUUUUAAUUGAAAUUUCUUGAACUCAGAUUGAACAAUAAAUUGCAAC